ACAGAAAUUGAUUGAGAAAAUGUGUAUGAUCUCUUAUUCUCCUAACUGCCUUAUAAGGAAAUUGGCAAGUCGUUUUUUUCGGAAACAUCCAAUGAAAUACAUAUUAUAAAUCCACUCUGCAUGAAAAUCAUGAGUUUCUAGAGACCAUGCUUGUUACUAUCCCUAUAUAAACCCAUACCCAGUAGUUUCCCCCCAAAAUUGAGUUCUUUACACACUACAAGUAGCAGGCAUGGCAGAGAGAGAGAGAAAAAUUGCUGGAAACUUCAGAGCUUCGCAGAGUAAUAUCCUUGACUUCACCUUUAGCGACUUAGAGAAUCCAUGGAACUUCUUCAGGCUGUUUAUGCGUGAGGAGGCUCAAGUCAAUGAAUGGUGCAGAAAAAAUGGCCUCCUUGUUACCCAGCUACCUUGUACUUCAAAGAAAAAAAAUGGCAGCAGGAGCUCUGAAGGGGAGAAAUGUAAUGGAAACAUGGUAUUGAGAGAGUCAGCAGCCCGCACUGGAGGGGAGAUUUUGCGCUGUACUAAGAACCGGAAUCAUCAAAAGGCAAUGAGGGUGAAUUCUUUCUUUGAGGGCUCAACGCUGACCAUCCCAGAUUGCAUGCUUUUUAUUAAAAGUUAUUUGGACAAGCUGACCUUGCUGCAAUGCUCCAGAUUUGUAGGCAUAGCAUAUGGUACAACAGCUGUAAACUGGGGUUCCUUCGUGAGAGAAGUCUUCAAGGAACAUUUCUACAGAAAUACGAGGUUCAAGAAGCUGUCAGGCACGGUCGAAAUUGAUGAAUCCCUCUUUGGUAAAAGAACCAAGUAUCAUAGAGGAAAUCCACAUGGGGGAAUGAAGGUCUGGAUUUUUGGGAUGGUUGAGCGUGAGUCUAACACCAUCAUCAUCUACCCGGUAGCAGAUCGUACAGCAGGUACUUUAAUACCUCUCAUCCAAAGACAUGUUGAACCUGGUACUACCAUUUACAGUGAUGGGUGGACCGCCUACUGUGACCUAAAUGACCUUGGGUACCGCCACUUUACAGUCCUCCAUAAAUACUCCUUCAAAAAAGUUUACAGGAAUGUCACAACUGGGGUGGAGGAGGUUGUCUGCACAAAUCAGAUAGAGGGAGCCUGGAAGCAUGCCAAGGAGCAUUUUCGGCGCAUGUCUGGGACCAAGGUUCGACAAUUUGAGGGGCACUUGGCUGAGAUCAUGUGGAGAUCAGAAAAGAAAGGGAACCUGUAUGGUGGAUUUUUCGAGACAAUGAAGACCAUCUUCACCCUGGAAUCUGCCCCUGACUACCAGUACACCACUCCUCUGUUUGAUUCUUGGACCAUGGACGCGGACUCAACUGUCGCUCCAGUUAAUACUGAUGCUGAAAUCUCUACAAGUGAGGCUGAAAGUGACGACACAGAGAUUCCACCAAAUCGUUUCCGGGAAACACCCCUGUCUUCCAUCAAGAGUACAACAACUGAUGAAAUUGCCCAUGAUAUCAUUGGUUCAGACACAUCACCUCUAUCAAGUGCCGCCUCCACUAGAGUCCUCAGAGCAGCAUCUCGUGGUACAUCUGUAAAUCCGCCAAUCGUCAUCUCUUCUUCUUCAGCUGAUGAGGCAGACAAGACUCUGACCGAACCUGGACCAUCAACCUCUGGACCAUCCACAUCUGGACCGUCAAAAGCCAAAUCAAAAGUUUCUCUUAAAAAAAAGAGAGGUGGAAGUCCUAAGUCCAAAGUGACAUCUAAAAAAGAGAAGAUCUGUGCUCCUGUGGGGUUUGAACCUGUGAACAUUGUCCCAGAGCCUUCUAAGAAAGAGAAAAGAAAAUCAAACCCCUAUUCAAAGUCUGCCUUUGUUUGGGCAUCUGAUGAUGACGAUUUCAUGUAA
This is a messenger RNA of Saccostrea cuccullata (small rock oyster), 1852 nucleotides long. RefSeq lists its product as uncharacterized. The record is from RefSeq and is a predicted model, not a curated record. The transcript is spliced from 2 exons. NCBI's taxonomy places the organism in Eukaryota, Metazoa, Mollusca, Bivalvia, Ostreida, Ostreidae. The coding region runs from base 230 to 1852 and encodes 540 amino acids.